AUGCUUUUAGAAAAGUUGCAGGCCAUCCAGGGCAGCUUGUUCAAGGAAUCAUGUUCAACGUUUCAAUUGAUGAUAUACGCUGUGACAAGUAUCGUAGUGUAUGUGUUGUACCGUCACUUGAAAUUAGCUUACCUCGGUAGAAAACUCAAAGCUGCACCAGCGCCCAGUCUUCCCUCAGCUGGAUUCUUCAACAGCAGACCUGCAAUCACUGUUUUGAAAUACAAAAGGGAAGGGCGUCUUCUUGAAUUCUUAUGGGGUCUUUUCUAUGGCGACAAUGAGAAUUUCUCUGUCAGAAUUGGUGGCAAAACCCUCUUUGCGACAAGUGACCCUGAAAAUAUUAAGGCUCUCUUGGCUACUCAAUUCAAUGACUUUGAGCUAGGUGUGCGUCAUUCCCACUUCAAGCCACUUUUGGGAGAUGGUAUCUUUACAUUGGAUUACGAUGGUUGGAAACACUCAAGAGCGCUUUUGAGACCCAACUUCUCGAGAGAAAAAAUUGGCCACACCAAAGCAUUAGAAAGCCAUGUCCAAGCACUUUUCUACCACGUUAAGGCCACAAAUGGUGCACCUUUUGAUAUUCAGAAUUUGUUUUUCAAGAUCACAGUAGACACCGCCACCGAAUUUUUGUUUGGCCACUCUGCCCAUUCAUUGCGUGAUGGCACUCUGGAACAAUUUGAGGAGCAAUUUGAGGGAGAACGUGACUUUUACAGAGCAUUCAAUUGUGCUCAGGAAACCUUAGCCUCUAGAGCAUGGUUGCAACAGUGGUAUUGGCUCAUUUGUCCCAGAUCCUUUUUGGAUAACUGUAAAGUCGUGCACAAUUUUGCUGACUUUUACGUCAACAAAGCUCUUUCAAUGUCUCCAGAAGAGGUAGAGAAGAAAAGUGAAACUUCGUACACCUUCUUGUAUGAACUUGUAAAGUCCACAAGAAAUCCAAGGGCGUUGCGUGAUCAAUUGUUGAACAUUAUGAUUGCUGGAAGAGAUACAACUGCAGGAUUAAUGUCGUUCACCAUGUUUGAGCUUGCCAGAAAUCCUGACGUGUGGGAAAAGCUUAAGCAAGAGAUUCAUGAACACUUUGGAUCUGGAAAAGAAGCAAGAACUGAAGAUAUGACAUUUGAGACCUUGAAAAAGUGCAAUUAUUUGAAGAAUGUUAUCAAUGAGGUUUUGAGAUUGUACCCGAGCGUACCAGUCAACUACCGCUUUGCAAACAAGAAUACAACAUUGCCAAGAGGUGGUGGAAAAGAUGGUUCAAAACCUGUUCUUAUUGAGAAAGGUGAGUGCAUUGGUUACCUCAUUGUCUGCACGCAUAGGAACGAGAAAUACUUCGGAAAAGAUGCGCAUGUCUUUAGACCAGAAAGAUGGGAUGACAAGUCAUUAAAGCCAGGUUGGGCUUACCUUCCAUUUAACGGUGGACCCAGAAUCUGUUUGGGACAACAAUUCGCAAUCACAGAAGCUUCCUACAUUAUCAGUCGUAUCGCUCAAGAAUUCCCUAAUCUUCGUGAUUGCAACGUUGAACCAAUGAAAUAUCCUCCACGCAUCACUUCUCAGCUCACCAGUUCAGUCAGUGCUGGCUGUUGCGUUUCAUUGACCUAG
Molecule: messenger RNA, 1587 nt
Organism: Australozyma saopauloensis
Lineage: Eukaryota; Fungi; Ascomycota; Pichiomycetes; Serinales; Metschnikowiaceae
Product: cytochrome P450
Exons: 1
Coding region: 1-1587 (528 amino acids)
Molecular function (GO): iron ion binding; heme binding; oxidoreductase activity, acting on paired donors, with incorporation or reduction of molecular oxygen, reduced flavin or flavoprotein as one donor, and incorporation of one atom of oxygen
Source: RefSeq, a predicted model, not a curated record